Branchiostoma belcheri (Belcher's lancelet) is the source of this 515-nucleotide messenger RNA. RefSeq lists its product as uncharacterized. The record is from RefSeq and is a predicted model, not a curated record. The transcript is spliced from 3 exons. Bases 207 to 515 code for a protein of 102 amino acids. NCBI's taxonomy places the organism in Eukaryota, Metazoa, Chordata, Leptocardii, Amphioxiformes, Branchiostomatidae.
UUUUUCUGACUGGUUCUAUUUGGGGUUGCUCAUUGCAGGCUUUAGACGUCUGACGACCGGGCGGGAUAGACUGUCAUCAGCGGGAAGACCAGCGGCAACAGCGGCGAGCAAACCAGAGUCCAGCCCCCUCACCUCACUACUCUAGUCUCACACCACAGCACACAGAGCACGGCGGCUGAGCUCGUUCCCAGGUCAGUCUGACAGGAAUGCAGAGGUUUAAUCUCGUCCCCCAGCUCGUACCAGCCAUCAUGUACGGCCGCUGGACGGCGCACACUUGGCCGCAGGACUGGAUGGCGUCUGGCAGUGACGUGAAGCCGCACCACGCUGCGCUCAACAUGACCGCGGCCUCGGCAGCCGGGCUCGGCGGGACCCCCGACGGUACGGCCCGCCCGAUCACCCCCAGCGCCUCGGACGAAGACUCCCUCGGGCCGACCUCGCUGGAAGGUGGGGCCGAGUCGCCCUGCGUCCCCCGCACCGAUGACAUCAAGCCAGGUGAGACGACCUUACCUUUCUAA